GGGGCAGGGCUGAGCAGGGUUCGCUUAGUUCUUUGUGCAGCUUGGCGCCUGGAGCUGCGUGCGAGACUGAAAGGAACUGGACUUCAGUCUAAAGUUUUGUGGGCAGCAUAUAUAUAUAUAUUAUUAUUUCGUUCUCGCUGCGCUUUCAGCGUGGGGUAACUGCGGGGGAAAAUCGGGAAAAACAUGGAAAUGCGGAAAAGAAUCAGCCUUGAGCUGCGGAACAGGAAACCAGCAGACGUCAAGGAGCUGGUGCUGGACAACUGCCGGUCGGACGGCGGCCGCGUGUCCGGCGUCACCGCCGACUUCGAGACCCUGCAGUGCCUCAGCGUGGCCAACGUCGGCCUGGUGUCCCUGGACAACCUGCCCCAGCUGGACAAGCUCAGGAAGCUGGAUCUGAGCGAGAACAGGCUCGCCGGGGGUCUGGAGAAGCUGGCAGAGAAGACGCCCAACCUGACUCACCUCAACCUGAGCGAGAACAAGAUCAAGGAUCUGCGGGCUCUGGAGCCGCUGAAGAAGCUGCCCCUCCUGAGCAGUCUGGACCUGUUUAACUGCGAGGUGACCAUGCUGCAGGAGUACCGGGACAGCGUGCUGGAGCUGCUCCCCCAGCUCGCCUACCUGGACGGCCUUGAUGCCGAUGGCCAGGAGGCCCCGGACUCGGACCUGGAGCUGGGCGGGGAAGGUGAGGCUGGGGAGAACGGGGAGGAAGAGGAGGAGGAUGAGGAAGAAGACUUGGACGAGGAAGACCUGGAUGUGGAGGAUGAAGACGACGACGAUGAUGAUGAUGACGAUGACGAAGGCGGUGAAGAUGAGGAUGAUGAAGAAGAGGAUGACAGCGAAACGCUAGAUGAGGAAGAAGAUGAUGAAGAGGAAACCAGCCGAGGGGCGAAGCGGAAACGGGGCGACGACGACGAGGGGGAGGAUGACGAAGACGACGACGAGGAGGAGGAGGAGGAUGAAGAAGAUGACGAGUGAUGGGUGCCAGGGCAGUGCUGGUCUGUACAGACGCUCUUGCAGUGCUGCAGUCAAGACAGACCCCACGCCUGUCCUGUGCUCCUGGAGGGAGUCCCCUCCUCUGUUUGGCCCCGAAGAGCCCCCAGGAGGGCAGUUUCAGAUGUGCUUCUUCCUGUUUUUGUGUGUGGGCGUGCCGCCGCGUUGACCCCCAACCCUUGAUUUUUAAGCGAGUGUUCGAAAGCCGUGGUCGCGGGCCUGUGGCAGCGAGACCCCGGUUCGUACGCAGCUCAAGUGUCUUUUACAGAUGGGCAAGGGCCUGGGAUCUUUAUUUUAAUGCUGGCCGGGCCUUGUGUUGUUUUUUUUCCAUUGACAACUUGCCAAAACCUGUUCAAGUGCUGUAAACGGUCUUGCUCCUACUGGAAACUGUGAAACGUCCAGUCUUUUCCCGAGCUCUGAAACUCCAGUGUUAUGCUGUCCCAAAGUUUUUACGGACUCCUGCUAAUUUUUUUUAUUGGAAAAACUCGUAUUUAGUUCAACCUCCCCCCCUCCUUUUUAUUAAACAUGUUGACCCAGUGGGUGGUGAGUUGAGCUUUUGAAAAGAAAAGGCAUCUUUAUUUAAUUACCAAACAGAUUUGGGGUCUUCCGUCUCCCCCGACAAUGAUGUUGGUGUGAAAGAUGUGCUGCUGGUGUUUUCCCACAGUCCAGAGACGCCUGGGCUGUGUGCCGAGAGAACUCUUCCCCAGCGAGAGGCCCGGUCUGGCAGGAGGGCCCUCGCCCGAACUCGGUGUGCAGAACUCUUCCGGCUUGAUCCGUUUCCCUCCGCCAGUCGGGAUCGAAGUCGUCGCUGGUGCCCGUUUCGUCCACUUGGGGCGCACUCGAGCGAGCCGGGUGGAGAGGCGCGAUGGUGCGGACAGCGGCCGCCUUGAAGUCCGACUCCAGCGAGGAGCCCAGCGGGGAUGGAAACGCAGCAGCGCCGGGAGCCACUGCAACUUCAGGGCUACAGUCCGUGGCCGUGGGGACUUUCGCGGGACAGCGGGAGAACCUGUCGAGCCCGAUGAAUACUCGUCAUUGAAAACCUUAGCGUUCACCUUCCACAACUCCCCAUUUUUUUAAUAUUACAAAUACUUUUAAAUUGAUGUAAAUGUACUGUAUAUGGGUAUGUGUGAUGGAUGCAAUUUAUUCACCUUAGACGGCGAAACCGAUGCCAUUGUAGUAGGUGUCAUUCAGAGUGCAUUGAUAAGUUUUUUUCCUGUACAGUUUUCAGUUUAGAUUCACCGUGUGGUUUUUAACGGAGUGUGUUUACUUCACAGUGUCUUGCGUAUGUGUGCGUCUUAAAUAUAUCGAAGUUAGGUUUUGCCUGUGUGCAUAUUCCUUGUCUUGGGUUCAAUAAACUACAGGUCAUUGAGCGACUAGA
Lepisosteus oculatus (spotted gar) is the source of this 2365-nucleotide messenger RNA. RefSeq names its product acidic leucine-rich nuclear phosphoprotein 32 family member B-like. Gene Ontology annotation, biological process: regulation of apoptotic process. Gene Ontology annotation, molecular function: histone binding. The record is from RefSeq and is a predicted model, not a curated record. Lineage: Eukaryota; Metazoa; Chordata; Actinopteri; Semionotiformes; Lepisosteidae. Gene Ontology annotation, cellular component: nucleus.